CCAGAAUAUUUUUGGACACAAUUUUUGAAAAUGUCUGAUGUUUUUUUUGUCAUGGAUAAAAUCUUAACCAAAUGGGAUCGCAAACAAGAAAUAGUUGAUCUGUGGCAUUCCUUAGCCUAUCGGGCCAAAUCAAGACCGAAAUCUAAAUCAUAUGCCUUGAAUGUGAAAAAUAAAAUUGGCCCCGUAAAACGGAAAAGAGAUGCUUCACUUCAAGCUUGGAAAAACUCCCUUGGGCCUUCAUCACAAACUGUGCCUUGCCACAACAUAUGGAAACCAGCAAAUACUUCGGUAACUUACAGGAGAUCUUUUUCAAAUGAUGCCAUACACUUGGGUGCAAAGGACUGGAAUUGUUCCAACUAUUCUGGAAAUUGUACCAAACAAAACUCUAAACCCCUUCGUAGGUAUCAGAGUUCCCCUAUUAUGGUUCGACCUGCUACCCCUAUAAGACCCUCUGCAUGCUCACCCUUGAAAAACUUCAGUUGCCAAACACAAAUGGAAAGAAGUCAAAGUGAUAAAAUUGAUAAUAUUAAAGAAUCUAAAACAUCACGAGAAACUCCUCCAGUGACUUCUUCAAAUGUUCCAAUUUUCUGUUUAAAAUCUUAUUUAACGAAUUACACAAAAUUGGGGGUGAAUGGGUUUGAAGAAUUACGGAAGAUAGUAAAGCAGGGGGCUGAAUUUGCCAAAGAUGUCGCAAAUAUUAUGCAAGAAAGAGCUGACAUAGAGACAACGUAUGCAAAGGGAUUAAGCCGACUCAGUUCAAAGAUCAUGAAGCUGUCUUCUAAUUCCAGCGGAAGUCUGACUGACGGCUGGAAAGCUACUUCUGUUGAAAUGGAUCAUGAAUCUGAAUUCCACAAGCAACUCAGUCGGGCAUUAUGGGAUGAAAUAUCUAAACCCCUAAAAACGUGGGUAGAAACACAACAGAAAACCCGUCGGCCGAUUGAAGCAAUGGUGGAGAAAGCUGUCCGUCAGUUGGCAGAUCGCAGAAACGAUGAAUACAAAACCAAAAAGAACGCCUUUAGUAUGUCGAGAGAUUUAGAAAAAUUUGAGGAGCAACUUGCAGAAGCCAGAGAUGGCAAAGGGAAAUACACAGACAGAGAUAUAACUAAGUUGGAGAAGAAGUGUCGGCAACAGUAUGACGUGGUACAGAAGUGUGACAAAGAAUACAGUGAAGCAUGCCAAAAGGCAGAAGCAGCUCGACAAGAAUGGGAUCUCAGCAUAUUAAAGGGUGCUGCUCAGAUGCAAGUUAUUGAAGAGGAUCGCAUCACCAAGAUGCAGGAAUUACUAAAGGUCUUUAACUCAAAUAUAUCACAACAGGGCCCGCAGUUGUCUCAGGUAAGUUCCUUCUUUACUUUGUGUAGGUUAAGAAGCUUGCUUUGCAACCGGGUGGUUUCCGGUUCAGUUCCCCUCUAUGGCACCUUGGGCAAGUGUCUUCUACUAAAGCCCCAGACCGACCAAUGCCUUGUGGAUGGAAACUGUGUGGAAACCAGUCAUGUUGACUUACUGCAUAGAGGCCCCAACGUAGGAGUCUCCGUGCCCGAGAGUAUGCGAGGGGUGGAGAAACUAUUGCAAGUGUAUAAAGACCGACCAAAUUUUGCAGAUGCUGAUGCACAAGACGAAGCAAAGAAUCGUUUGAUGCAGGUAACAUUUACACUGAACUUCCUUGAAGCCAGCCACUUGAAGAUAAACACUGCAUUAUCUGUGAUAAAUGGUCAGAGCAAACCAAAUCAUCGGUUUGUUCAAUAUAUAGAGACCUUAAAGGACAAACAGGGCAUUCCAACAUCAACACUUCGACUUCCUCUUAACGUAGCAUUAGAAGGUGGCACCUCAUACAUAGCCACUUCUAACAGCACGGGCAGUGUUGAGCAUUCUCCUCCUGUUUCACCGUUUGAUGAUUUCGACCAAGAAGAAUUUUCUGAUGACGAGUUUGACAAUAAUUAUGAGUAUCCAGGUAGUGUUGGCAGUACUGGACAAUGCCGAGUAAUGUAUGAUUACUCAGCGAACGCUGAUGAUGAGCUUGACAUCAAACUAGGUGACAUAAUCAAUGUUUACACUCGUCAACCUGAUGGCUGGUGGCAAGGAGAGUUACAUGGUAAAGUGGGGAUAUUCCCUGCAAACUAUGUGGAGGAGAUUUAACAGUUUUGUGCGUGCGUGCAUGUGUGUGUGUGACAGACUGAAAACUUUUAAAAGGAACAGAGCAAAAUUUUGGCUAAUUCUGGAGACCAGAUUUUUUUUUUUUAAGAAGAUAAAAACUUGAGUGGAAAAAAAAGAGCAAAAGACUGAAAGUGAAACACGAAGGGCAAAACUGAAGGGACUUCUUCCCUCACCUUACACAUCUCACACACAACCUGUGUUUGUGGAUCAGAAAUGAAGGACAAAACUACAUCAGCUACAGCAAUUGUCCUUUCAGCUUGUAUAUAGUGCUGCUACUACUACUACUAUUAUUCCUGUUACUACUACUACUACUACUACUCUAGUCAUAAUAGUUUUGACUUAAUUAUUUAUCGGACAAUGGAUAAAACAUGUCCGGUAGUUGAAAAAUAGUCUGACAUUGUUAUCGGACAAUUGAAUGUCCGAUAGUUGGCUGUUGUCUAUUCUAUUUGCUUUUUACAGUCAGACAGGAGUUGUUAAACAACUUCCUUCUUUUCUUCUUCUUUUUAAUUUAUUUUUACUUUUCUUCUUGACAAAUUCUCUGGUGAUGUCUUUGAUGAUACAAGCUCAUGCCAAACUAAAAUAAGAUACAGAGAGGCUUUGUCCAUCCGGCUCUCUCUCUCUCUCUCUCUCUCUAACUCACUCAUGUAUUGUUUGUCGAUCAAAACGAUCAAUGCUGUCCCUUACCAACAUAUGAGUCACUCACUCUUGUUACUCCCCACACAACUCCAGGCUGCUGUGAAUUUACUGUGAGCAGAAAGACCCCCCCCCACCACCACCACUCCUUUAUAUGCUCUGCUAUGGCAAUGGGACAUACUGGAUGGUAUUAUAUUAUUGUUUAAAUACUAGAUGGCCAACAAGCAUGUUUUCAAACUUCAAAAUCUUACUUUAGCCAUUGAGUCAUAACUCUCUCUGUUCAGCUAAUUAAACAAUGGGUCUUUCUCUUACUUAAAGAUUGAUUAGAUUAACGGUAACGAAAAGGCUUACCUGCUAACUCAAGAAAAUUGCUCCAACAACAUGCAACUAUUUGAAAAUAUUUUCACUCGUCUUAACAUUGAAAAAUAGAUAACAAACGCCACCUUUUUAUUGCUUGGCUGUAUUCAAAGUGCAGUUUAGCAGAUCUUGUAAUGGUGUUUUGCAAUUGGAAGUAUCAGGUUGGAGUUCACUUGAGUUAGUUAUCAUAGACUUAAACAGUCACAGAGACAACUUUGUUCCUGUCUAAAAUAUGGAGAGGCUCAAUCGUAUUAUAGACUUAUUUUCACCCACAGUUAGAACGUAGUCCUAAAACUGCACUACAGGCUAAGAGAAUCUUAACUUAAUCAUUUUAGGGAUUGUCUUCUCUCUGCUGCUGUUGAUUCUGUUGUUGUCAGUAAUAUUCUAAGACCUAGUUGAUGUGUAUUUUACUGUAACAGACUGCCUGGACUAUUGAGAAUUAGUGGAGAGAGAAAUUUCUUUGGAAAUAUAAAAUUUGAUCUGUGGAAUUCCACCUCUGAUUCACAGGCCAGCAAUAUUAACUAGAAAAAGUAUUCUAGAUAACCCUACAUAUCUGUCCUCUUAAAAAUAAAAUGACACAAACAUUCUGCUCUUCUGAACAUUGCCAAAACACCAAGAACAAAAAAAAAAGACUACAAAAUGACCACAAUCCUGUAUGUAAAUAGAAAGUCCCGACUGGCCAUGUGGUUGUUAGGACACAAUUGACUUCCUCAUGAUGCUGUUUGGAAGUCCCUCCGCUCUACAGGCUAAACACACAUUCACAGGAAAACAAAUGAAUAAAACCCUCAUCAAAUUUACUAUGUUCCCACCACACCUUUUUCUCUGGAUUUUGGGCCAUGGAUGGACACACAGCAAAGCACCAGCAAUAGGAGACUACACAAAAAUCACUGAAUGCUUUCAGCUGAAAAUUUUGGCAUCCUUAAUCCAAAACUCAGCCUGCUGUGACUGUUAUAUAUAUGUAUAUAUAUAAAGUAAAAUGAAAGCAAAAAAAAAAACAAAAAAAAACGUGCAUUGCAGAUUGCACAUUGCUGUUAUGGAAUCACGCAUAAGACUGAUGCAGUGACGUACUUUGUUAAUACUUAACAUUUUGGUUUUGGUGGUUCUCUUCACACAUUUUGGAGAUACACCAGAAGGAAUCUUUCAAGUUGGAUUACAAAACAAAAAAAAAACUUCUCAAAAUAAGAAAUUUUAAGCUUCUAAAUUUGUUAAAAUCUAAGUGAAUACUUAAUAAAGAGCAAUGGAAUUUUCCAGAGACUUUGAAAGCUCA
Octopus bimaculoides (California two-spot octopus) is the source of this 4408-nucleotide messenger RNA. RefSeq names its product nostrin. The record is from RefSeq and is a predicted model, not a curated record. NCBI's taxonomy places the organism in Eukaryota, Metazoa, Mollusca, Cephalopoda, Octopoda, Octopodidae. Gene Ontology annotation, molecular function: protein binding. Gene Ontology annotation, cellular component: plasma membrane; cytoplasm.